AUGGCGAUCCGCGACCGUGUCCGACGUGCUCUGCACAAAUCCGACGCCUCCAGCGAUUAUUCGCAGUCCGGCAGCAACAUCACAACCACCACAACCGCCACCACCUCAGCCUCUGAGACCAGCUCCACGUCCACGAGCUCCUCGCUACGACAUCACACCUCGAGAUUCUUCUCGUCAUGGAGGAGCAACGACAGGGACAGGACCAGCGACCACGACAACGAAAAGAAGAAAAAGAAGAGAACCAAGCCCGUCCACCCUCGCGAUCGACCACUCACCACCACAAACAUCCGCCACCAGGAGAUGCUGAGCCAUUUCACCAUGACCUUUGGCUCCAGCGCCAGUCGGCUCAGCCAGGUAAUAGACGACUUCGAAUUCGACGGUGUCAGUCCCUGCUGCACCCGGGCACCCAGCAUCAACGGCGACUCCAUCGCUCCGGAUGACACCACCACCGGAACGAGGUCAUCGUCAAUUGACGAACCACGACUGAUCUGA
Messenger RNA from Clonostachys rhizophaga, 492 nucleotides. Lineage: Eukaryota; Fungi; Ascomycota; Sordariomycetes; Hypocreales; Bionectriaceae. The record is from the annotation of a GenBank genome assembly.